Molecule: messenger RNA, 3924 nt
Organism: Onychostoma macrolepis
Lineage: Eukaryota; Metazoa; Chordata; Actinopteri; Cypriniformes; Cyprinidae
Exons: 6
Coding region: 156-1427 (423 amino acids)
Biological process (GO): circadian regulation of gene expression; negative regulation of DNA-templated transcription
Cellular component (GO): nucleus
Molecular function (GO): RNA polymerase II cis-regulatory region sequence-specific DNA binding
Source: RefSeq, a predicted model, not a curated record
GUGCGUGGAUGGCACUAAAUUGGGCACGUGUGUCCAUGCACAUGUUGACACUCGGGAUGUGAGGAGAGAGAGUAAGGAGCUGAUCUGUGGGGUAGAGUAGACGGGAUCGUCGGACAGGGUUUGCGUUGCUUGAACAGAUGCCCUGAAGUUGAGUCAUGCAGUCCACAGAAUUUAUUUCCUCUCAGCCAUCACAAGAUUCACUAAGCUCAAACAACAAUUUCUUGUUCAGUGAUGAAACAGAUGCUUUCCUGUUGGAGGACAGGGACAAGCCCCAUGGAAUCCAUUUGACUCAGUCAGGUCUCUCUAACAGAAAUGUUCACAGUAUGAACAGGGAGCAGGAGCAUCCUGGAUCUCAGUGGGCAUGUGAUGGGUUCAUUGUGUCUAGUGACCCUGAGAGGUCACAGGACAACAGUCAUGCUAGGUCAACGUCUUCAUCCAUCUCAUCAUAUCUGUCUCUCUCCUCGUCAUCUUCGUCUGUAUUGGGAUGGAGCAGCUCAGAGAGUGAGCAAGGGAAGAAUGGAGGAGCUGAAGGUGACCUGCUGUUUGCUCGUAAGUGUUUAGAACUCCAGGGGUAUGUUCGGCCUCUGCUGGAGCUUCUAAAUGGACUGAAGAAAGGGCGAUUUGACAAAGGUCUGAGCAGUUUUCAGCAGAGUGUUGCAAUGGACAGAAUUCAGAGGAUUGUAGGAGUCCUGCAGAAACCACAUAUUGGAGAGAAGUACUUACCCACUUUGCUGCAGAUAGAGGUGAUGCUAAAGCUUUGGUUCCCUCAAGUGACUGCUCAAGUUUCUGUGACACCUAACCCUGCUGACCUUUCACCUCGAAACAUUUCCACCCAUGGCAGCAGCAAUAUCACUCCCCCACACAAGCACAAAGACCAAUUACAUAUUCCAGUCAAGAAGCGAAGAUUGAGCUGGUCAGACACAGAUUCACCCUCCUCUUCACCUCCCAUGGUGUGUAAAAGCUCAAACCGUGAAUGUUGUGAAGAGCAACAUCUAUGGCCAUAUGUUGAUGGAGGGGAGGGCUCUUCAGAGGCUCCUCCCCUUUUCUCAAACAAGAACACAUCAGACAAGCAAUUUGGUGAAACCCUGGAGCACAAGGUUAUCCAGUGGUCAGGUUCAAGACUGACAUGGGUGCACAUUGCGCCCAUUUUCUCCCCACCUAAAUCUGGUCCCUCUCAUAAAGGCAGAAUGGCAAAAGAAAGAGGAAGCAGAAAUGUCCUCCUUCCAAUUUCCCCUCUCACCAGCAGGAGCAGUCCAGCCAUGCAGGACAGCUUUGUCUCUUCCACUACACCUUUUUCAGAGCCAACUAGAUACCAGUGCCAGUCUGUGAGUUUAGGGACAACAAGUCCAUUGCAGGAGUAUGCCCAAACUCCACCAAUCACAAUGAAGCCUUCAAACCUUGUACAGCAAAGCACUAUACAAACCUGAUGCAAAAAAGCACAACCAGCUGAAAGUCUUCUCAGUGUCAGAGAAGAAUUAAAGUAUAGGAUGUUGAAAGUUUUGAAGGUUGUAUAUUGCAAUGAUUGCAAAAGAAUUUCCAAAAAAAAAAAAAAAACUGAGACUUGAAUUUUAUAUUGAUUGGGUUGAAAAUUUGGCUCUUUUGAACUUGAAACGAAAGUACCUAAAUUUAAGGUGAAGUAGAUUUAGUCAGUCAAACAGAUAGCCCUGCCCCAAAAUCUUGAUAUUGGUUGAGCCAGUGCUGUGUUGUGUUGGACAAGAUGCUUAAACACGCAGAAUUUUGCCCAACAGAGACAGUUUUUACAUGACAGUAAACAUCCAAAAAAUUACACAUUUCACCUUUAAGGAAAUGUGAUAUCGCUUGUGGAUGUGCUGUGCCCUCAAAAGUUUGUGUUUAAAUCUGAGGGGAAUUCUAGUCAUUGACUAUGCUUUAAUCCUAAAACAAGGUUGAAUUAAGACUAGACAGCAAUAAUUUUAAAGAAAAGUUAACACAAGCUUAAGCGAGUGGUAUGACUUGGCAUUUGAAUAUAUAUCAUUAAUAAGAUAGCAUAAAAUAAAAGGUUUAGUUUUUGCUAUAUUUUGUUUUCUCAAACUGCUACUGAGAAUUCUGAGAAUUACAUUUGUUAUAAUUACAGUUUGAAAAAGCUGCCAGUAGACAACACAGUGCUGGUGUGAAAGGUCCUUUUUGUAGCUCUGAGGAAAAAUGUAGCAGCAGCAUAAUUGACUUUUCAAUAUCUGAUAUAAUGUGAAUUUAUGAGCGGGUUGUAACAGAAGUUGUUACAGUUUCUUUUACUGCGUUUUAUAAAGGCAGUCAUUUUGUCCCACCCUAGUGGGAGCUUUGUGCACUGGUUUGGGUGGUUUAUGGGGGGACACACAUUAGUAAAAUUGGAAAAUCUAAAAAUGCACAAAGUUUUCUGCAAGGGGUAGGUUUAGGUGUAGGGUUGGUGUUAUAAGGUGAUCGAAAAUACAGUUUGUACAGUAUUAAAACCAUUACGCCUAUUGAGAGUCUCCGUAAACCACCAGUACCAGUGAGUAUGUGAGAGAGAGAGAGAGAGAGAGAGUGUGUGUGCUAGCAGUGGUGGGUUUUUAAAUGAAAAUUAACCACUUAAUUUAUUUGCUGUAGAAUCUUUGUGACAACGCAUCAGGCUGGAAAAACUAACCACAACUACUAUACACAUUAUGUUAGCAUGUCUAACUGAGUAAUGUCAGAUGGUCUGUGAUGGCAUAUGACCAGUGGCUAAUGGUAAUUGUCAACAUCAUAUUAUGUAGGAAAUUAUGUAAUACCCAGGUUGAAAGAGAAAAGACGAUUUUGAUGGCAAACCUCCUACUCUCACAGAUGAGAAUUUAAGUGCUUGAAUGAGGCACUUGAGUGAUAUUAGACAUCUAAAAAAGGAAUAAGAGGACAAAACCAUCAUAAAUAGUGCUAAUAUGCCAACCUUUAUUUAUUCACUUGUUGAUUUCAACAUUUAUUUAUGAUUAUUUGUAUAUGUAUUUAUUAUUAUGGCAGCUGAGGUCAUGGAGUAUUUAUUCAUAUGGCAGGUUUUUGUCAUGGAAUUGCUGUGUGGAAAAUGUGAAAUUGGGAAACCUGUGCCUUUUCUCUAGAAACGAUAUGUAUAUUCUUAUUCAUACUCGUAUUUGUUAAUUGUGUAUUUUUAUCAAAUGGUACAGAACACAAAAUCUCAAAACUUCAUGAGAAAACUGCAUUUGGAUACAGUAACAAUUUACCACUAACUGCACAGUGAAGUACAGUAAUUAGUAUGACCAAGAACAAAUGUGUCAAUGUGAACUAGUCAUAGAAACAUUCAAAGAGAAGCUGUAUUUUCUGACCAGUCACUGCACGCAGUUGUGAUGCAUCCAGGAACCAUCAAAUUUCUUGGAUCAGUAUUUUUGGAGCAGACAAAUUAUAAUGUUAAAAUGCACUUAUGCAUCGAUUAAUUUCUGGAAAAAAAAGAAAAAUGAUUUUCUGUGGCUGUAAACAAUGUAAUGAGGGACAAAAAAUUGCACAAUUUCACAUGCUGCUAAAUUAUUGAUUUAAAAAGAGUCCAGGUGCCCCUAGCAAUAGAAAUUUUUACCAUGUUAAAAAUCAUAACUGAUAUCUGCGUCAGCUUUAUUAUAUGUAAUUGACUUUUUUACAUAAUGAUUUUGUAGAAAUUUGUUGCACUUAUUUUAAUUUUAUUUUGUCAUGUUUUAUACUGUAUUGGUUGUUUAAGACCAAGAGCAAUGAUCAUAAAUGAUGUAUAAUGGCUGUUUAAUCUGUCUUUUUAUAAAACUGUUGUACCACUCUGCACACUGGAAAUCGUUCUGUCUGUCCUUCUUUUCAGUCUCUCUCUGUCACCUAUAUUUUAUUUAUAUAGCGCUUUUUCACUCUGAUUCACCUGUUUUUCCCUUCUUCAUCCCAUACGUUUAUUCUUCUUAUCUUUUUUCAACAAAGACAAGCAUUUUAAUAAACUGCAUUUUAGAUGUACUA